AUGCAGUUUGACGAAUUUUAUGAAACUAUCGGUGUUUUUGGUCCUUAUCAAAAGAUAAAGUACUUUCUCAUAUGUUUUACAAAUAUGCUUCCACCAGUGAUGGUUUAUGCGUGGACAUUUAUAGCAGCAACACCAUCGUUUCAUUGCCAUACACCAUUAGAUGAUCUAUCUGCAUUGAAUCUUCCCAAUCGAUUAUCGAGUCAAUAUAUUCCAACGGUUGAACAAUGUUUACAGUAUCAAAAAGGUGUUUCUUUAAAAGAAUGUCAACGAUGUUUUCAAGUUGUACAGAAUAGGACUAGUUAUGACUUGAUUCCAUGUCGAAAAUUUGUCUUCGAUCGUACAUUUUAUCAAUCAACACUUGUUGAAGACUGGUUAAUGGUGUGUGAUCGUGUAUCAUUGAGAAGUACAGUUCAAAUUGUGUUCUUUCUCGGUUAUAUGGUGGGUUCGUUGUUAUUCGGAAUACUUUCAGAUAAGUAUGGAAGACGACCGAUUAUGGGUGUGUCAUUUUUAGUUAUGUUUCUUGCUGGACUUAUAUGUGCAUUAGCUCCGGAAGAGUUUAUUGGACAAAAUACAAGUUAUCCUUUCUUUGCUAUCGGACGAUUCUUUCUUGCUUGUGCUACGCGUGGUAUUUCACUAACUGGUUUUGUUAUGGGUUCGGAACUUGGUGGACCUAAACAACGUUUAUUUUCCGGUAUUGUUAUUAAAUAUUUCUUCGUAUUUGGUCAAUUGUUACUUUUGACUUUGGCAUUAACGAUUCGAACAUGGCGAACACUGAAUGCUGUGUUAGCUGUUGUUCCUGUACCAUUUAUUUUCUUUUAUUUUAUUUUACCUGAAAGUCCACGUUGGUUGAUUUCAAACCAACGUUAUGACGAAGCCGAAGUUCUUCUUCAUCGAAUAGCAGAAAAGAAUCGAACUCAUUUCGAUCCAAUCGUUUAUAAACAAUUUGUCAAUGAGGACAAAAAAAGAGUCUCAGCAGCGAAAAAUCAAAACCAUGGAUUCAAAGCAAUACUUCGUUCGAAAGUAAUGACAAUUAUCGCAAUUAAUAUGUCAUAUCAAUGGUUUGUACAAAAUCUUGUUUUCUAUGGAAUUUCACAAAACACAGGUGCAUGGUUGAAGAAUCCAUACAUUUCAUUCGGCAUCAGUGCUUUGGUUGAAUUCGCUGCCUAUUUUGUUGUUCAGCUCGUUCUCGAUCGAUUGGGUCGUAAAUUACCUUACUGUUUAUUUGUAAUCGCUCUCGCACUCGUCACUUUACUAGUCUUACCAAUUCAAAUCUUUUUACCUAAAGAUAGUCAAGUCAAUAUUGCAUUAAAAUUUUUCGCGUCCGGUUCUUAUGUUAUUAUUUAUAUCUACGCUAAUGAAACAUUUCCAACACAAGGUCGAAAUACUGGUAUGGGUGUCUGUUCGAUGAUAGCACGUAUUGGUGCAAUUAUAGGAACAUAUUCGAAUGAUCAUUUAACACGAGCAUGGCAACAUUCACCGAUGGUUGUGUAUGGAAUUACAUCGGUAUUUGCGAUGCUUUUGGCAACGAUAUUUCCUGAAACAUUAGAUAAACCAUUACCUCAAUCAAUUGGCGAUGUUGAACAAAUGGGAUUGGCUUGUUCAAUUGGCCGAACGAGAAAACAUCGACAUCGACUGACGAAUGGUGUUAAGGAAGUUCAUGAAGAUAUUUCGUCGGGAAAAUAUUUGAAAGACGAUACUGACUUUUAA
Messenger RNA from Adineta ricciae, 1707 nucleotides. The record is from the annotation of a GenBank genome assembly. Lineage: Eukaryota; Metazoa; Rotifera; Eurotatoria; Adinetida; Adinetidae.